Molecule: messenger RNA, 3855 nt
Organism: Corticium candelabrum
Lineage: Eukaryota; Metazoa; Porifera; Homoscleromorpha; Homosclerophorida; Plakinidae
Product: eukaryotic translation initiation factor 3 subunit A-like
Exons: 17
Coding region: 34-3720 (1228 amino acids)
Biological process (GO): formation of cytoplasmic translation initiation complex; translation reinitiation
Cellular component (GO): eukaryotic translation initiation factor 3 complex, eIF3m; multi-eIF complex; eukaryotic translation initiation factor 3 complex, eIF3e
Molecular function (GO): mRNA binding; translation initiation factor activity
Source: RefSeq, a predicted model, not a curated record
UUUCGCCACGUGUGUCGACGAGAGAGUUGCGCGAUGCCUAUGUACGGUCAUCGACCUGAAAACGCGCUCAAACGGGCACAAGAAUUUUUGGAUGUGGGCAAGAAGGAGCCCGCUCUGGAAGUUCUCUACGAGACCAUCAAGAACAGAAGAAAUAGAACAUGGAUGAAAGUGCAUGAAGAAAUUCUUAAGCUCUACCUCAGGCUAUGUAUCGAUCUGAGACGUGGUCCUCUUGCGAAAGAGGGUCUCUACCAAUACAAAGCCAUUUGUCAGCAAGUUGCUCUCAAUUCGUUCGAAACUAUCGUCAAAUUUUAUCUCGAGGAGUCAGAUGAGCGAGCCGAAGACGCGCGCAAGGAGUCCGAAGAUACCGUCAAGAAGAUGAUGGUAGAAAUAGAAGAUUUAGACCAGAUGCAGACGCCAGAAAGCUUACUUCUAAGCUUUGUGAGUGGUGAAGGAACUCAAGAUAGAACUGAUCGUGCUUUGUUGACUCCUUGGGUUAAGUCACUAUGGGAAGCGUACAGAAAUGUUCUUGACCUUUUGAGAAACAACAACAAAGUAGAGAAGCUGUAUCAUGACACAGCACAGGAUGCCUUUCAGUUCUGUUUGAAAUAUUCUAGACGAACAGAGUUCAGAAAGCUGUGUGAUAAUUUGAGAAUGCACUUGCAACAUGUUGUGAAGCAUCAGGGGGCAACAAAUGCGAUUAACUUGAACUCUCCAGAGAGCUUACAGAUGCAUGUUGAGGCAAGACUGAUGCAGUUGGAGGCAGCCAUAUCAAUGGAACUGUGGCAGGAAGCAUUCAAGACAAUUGAAGAUAUUCACUCAUUGCUUAACUAUAGCAAGAAACCUCCCAAACCAGCUGUAGUUGCCAACUAUUACAACAAGCAGUCAAAAGUUUACUUGAUGGCUGGUGAUAGGUUGUACCAUGCCUGUGCUUGUCAUCAACUGUUCGUGCUGUCGAGAGAGCAGAAAAAGAACCUCUCACAAGAAGAGCUGCAAAAUUUGGCAACUAAGACUGUUCUUGCUACCUUGCAUGUUCCCAUUCCACAGGCCAAGAGUGACAUUGAACAUUAUCUGGAUGAUGAUGCGACUCAGGAGAAGAGACGAAGAUUGGCUUCAUUAUUAGGCCUUCAAGUUCCUCCUACAAGGCAGUCACUAAUGAAAGAUUUGAGCAAGUAUGGUAUGAUCCAGUUUGCAAUUCCUGAAGUUCAAGAGCUUUACCACUGGCUGGAAGAGGAAUUUAAUCCAUUACAAUUGUGUCAUCAUGUCAACAAUCUGUUUGAUGCCUUAAGAGAGAAAGAGGAAUAUGCUGUGUAUGUAAAACCCUUGGAAGAUGUUGUAGUCAUGAGGCUGAUCAAACAGGUGGCUCAAGUGUAUGAAUCUAUUGAACUUAGCAGACUCGAACAAAUGGUUCCUUUCACAUCAGGUUUCCGUCUGGAGAGAGCAAUUGUCCAUGCUGGGAGAAACCUCAAUAUUCAAGUGCGUAUUGAUCAUAUCACCAAGUGUCUCCAUUUCGGCUCGGAUCUGAGUGCUGCUCAGAAAGAUCGAGUGACAGAAGGUCCACAAGUGCAGGCAAUGCCAUCAGAUGUUAUCAGAAACCAGUUAAUCAAAAUGGCGACUGCAUUGCAACAGGCUGCAGACAUUAUUGAUCCUAAGGCAAGAGAGGAGAAACAUGCAUCUGAACUGCUUGGCGUGGUACAAGUAUGCAGGCAGACAGCCAAACGAGAGCAUCGUUCUAUGUUACAACGUAAAGAGGUUAUUGAAAAACGGAAAGAGUACCUUGAACAGCUCAACACUGAAAGAGAACGACAGGAAAGGGAGGCAGCUGAAAAAGAGAAGCAGAAGGCACUUGCAUUGGAACUAGAGCGACUACAGAGAGAGAAAGAUGAAAGAGAGUUACAGCGAAAAAAGCGAGAACUAGAUGAAGUGACAAGGAAGCAAACAUUGGAAAAAAUAGAGCAGAUGAAGAAGACUGCACUGGGACAGAAGGCUUUGGCCGAUUUGAAACCGGAAGAGUUAGAAGAUUUAGAUCCAGAUAGUUUGCUUGCGAAGCAAGUUUGGCAGUUGGAAAUGGAGAAGAAGGAGCUGCAAGCCAAACUGACCGUACAGAUGAAGAAGGUUGAUCAUCUAGAAAGGGCUAAACGAACAAUAGAGAUUCCUAAGCUUCAUGAGCAAUAUGAACAGAAGCUUGUCAAUGAUGAAACUUUUCAUCAUGAACAAGAGACAAAGAGGAUUGCCACUGCUAAAGCUUUGCGACAAAACGCUCUGGACACUCAAGAACGAUUGCUGCGAAUGAGUGAAGAACAAGCUCUUUUCCUAAAAGAUGUCAAAAUGUCUAGAAAAGCUGCUUUUGAAGCAAGAAUGGAUGGUUACAAAAGGUGGUUGGCAGAACAGCGAGCAGUGAGACUAGAAGAGCGUCGGAAGGAGAGGAUUGAAGAGCGCCGAGCUACUUACUACAGAGAGAAGGAAGAAGAAAGGAGACGUAUAAAAGAAGAAGAAGAACGAGCAGCUCAAGAGAAAGAAAUGCAGAAGAAACGUGAAGAAGAAGAGGCUCGAAGUAGAGAACAAGAAGAACGUCAACGGAAACUAGAUGCACAGCUAUCUAUGCAGCAAGAACGUGAAAAAGAAAUUGAAGAGAAACUUCGACUUCAAGAACAGGAGGACAGACGUCUGGAAGAGAAAAGAAGGGAGACUACAAUUCGUGAGGGUGCCUUCCGAUCACGAGUUGAUGAAUCCAACUGGCGGCGUCAAGAUGAUGAGCUUCCCAUCACAGGGCGUAAAGAGAGAGAUGACCGUCCACCUGGUCGAUAUGUGCCAUCAUUCCGUCGUGAGGUAGAGAGAGAAAGCACGAGAGAACUUGAAAGAGAACAAGACUCUGGGCGACUUGAUUCGUGGGAGAGAGGUAGAGGCGUACCAGAGAGGGAUCGUGACCGUGGAGAUAGAGACCGAGGUCUAGGUGACAGACCAAGACGGGAUCUGGGAUAUGGCGAGAGAAGAGAAGGAGGAGGGGACUAUGGAGAGAGGAGAGAUCGAAGGGACCUAGGAUAUGAACGCGAGAAGAGAGACAGAGGAUAUGACCGCCAAGAUAGAAGAGAGGGUGACAGUGGUGAUAGACGAGGAUGGGAUCGCAGUGACAGAAGACAUAAUCUUGAUAGGGAAUGGGAUACUAGAGGUGAAAGAAGAGACAGAGGUGAGAGAGAUUUUGAUCAUUUAGAAAGAAGAGAGCGAUUUGACAGAGAUCUUGAUCGUGGAGACAGACAAGAGCGAGGUGACCGAGAGUUUGAUCGUGGAGAGAGAAGAGAACGAGGUGAUCGAGAUUUUGACUAUGGAGAAAGACGAGAACGAAGUGACAGAGAUUUUGAUCGUGGAGAAAGAAGACGUUGGGGUGAGCGGGAUUUUGAUCGCAGUGAGAAAAGAGACAGAGGUUUAGAUCGUGGAGAGAGAAGAGAUCGAGGUGAAAGAGAAUGGGAUCGUCGAGGUGACAGAGAUAGAGGUCCUCCUAGUGGUCGACCACGUGCAGAUGAUGACUGGCGUCGAUCAGCUGGUGAUUCUUCUCCUUCAAUCAGGCGAAGUCGUGAAGAUGGAAGUCGUUCAUUGCGGGAUGAUCGACCUGAAAGGAGAGGUCCACGAGACAGAUCACCGGGCCCAAGGGACGUAUGGCCUAAGGCGAAGCCCGAGAAAGAAGUGGAUGAAGAGGGAUUUGAAAAAGUUCAAAGGCGAAAAUGACUGAACUAUUUAAAUCAACUGAUGUUUGUGGUAGUGACGUUGUAGGUAGCUGUGUACUGGUUUGAGUGAAGAUGAUGUCGUUACUUUGGGACUCCCUGCUUGUCCCACUUGUUGUUUGAUAAAGUCACCUAGUUG